Molecule: messenger RNA, 3035 nt
Organism: Diospyros lotus (date-plum)
Lineage: Eukaryota; Viridiplantae; Streptophyta; Magnoliopsida; Ericales; Ebenaceae
Product: protein SIEVE ELEMENT OCCLUSION B-like
Exons: 7
Coding region: 94-2763 (889 amino acids)
Biological process (GO): phloem development
Source: RefSeq, a predicted model, not a curated record
ACCACAAAGGCACAAGCCCUCCUCUCCUCCUUCCCCAACACCCAGAUUUCUGCCUUGACUUUCCUGCAGCAGCAGCAGCUUCUCCUUCUUGCCAUGGCCAGCAAGUUGAGGCAAGUCAGCAGGAGUGACCAGCAACUCUUGAUGACUGAUCCCCAGAUGAUCAGAAUUGAUCCCCAGCUCACCAGGAGUGACCAACAACUCUUCAUGACUGAUCCCCAGAUGAUCAGAAUUGAUCCCCAGUUCACCAGGAGUGACCAGCAACUCUUCAUGACUGAUCCCCAGAUGAUCAGAAUCGAUCCCCAGCUCACCAGGAGUGACCAGCAACUCAUCAUGACUGAUCCCCAGAUGAUCAGAACCGAUCCCCAUCUCACCAGGAGUGACCAGCAACUCAUCAUGACUGAUCCCCAGAUUAUCAGAACCGAUCCCCAGCUCACCAGGAGUGACCAGCAACUCGUCAUGACUGAUCCCCAGAAGAUCAUCAGAACCGAUCCCCAGCUCACCAGGAGUGACCACCAACUCAUCAGGACAGAUCCUCAGAUGAUUAGAGCUAAUCCACUGCAGCUGCAUGGAUGGAAUGCCCCAGCAAUGGUCGACCCUAGCAAGUACAUGCCGGCCGCUGCGGCUUCCGCCCAGCAACUGGUGAUGAGAGGUACCGGUGACCGGAGCAUGUUCCUGGCGUCCGAGGACAGCUCCAUGAUGAACCAAAUUCAGGAAAUCCAUCACCCAGACGCCCAUGAAAUAGACGUCAAACCUCUUCUUCAACUUGUUGAGGAUAUCCUUAGCCGCGCCUCCAUGUUCCCUACUCAGGAGAUGAUUGUGCCGGGCAUGGACAGAAGCCAGGUGGAACAGGUGGAGGACAAAUCCAAUCAUGCAGUGGUCAUUGCCAUGCUCAAGGGGCUGGCCGACGUCGUUGAUCGGAUCUCGAUCCAGAUAUCAUUUAGCUCUUUCUCUGGCAUAGACGGACAUGAAACGACCGUCUCUCUACUUAAGAUGCUAGCCAGCCAUCCAUGGGAUGCUAAGCUUGUGCUAACCUUAGCGGCCUUUGCUUUGAACCACGGAGAAUUCUGGCUCCUCGCCCAGAUUUACUCAUCAAACCAACUCGCCAAAUCAGUGGCAAUUCUUAGACAAUUGCCGGUGAUCAUGGAGCACUCCGGCACACUGAAACCCCGGCUUGAUGCGCUUAACGUUCUGAUUAAGGCCAUCUUGAACUUAGCCAGGUGCGUUUCGGCUUUCAAGGGGCUACCGCCGAAAUAUGUUACACAGGAUGUGCCCGCCAUGUCCGCCGCUAUGGCCACCAUGCCAACCGCCGUCUACUGGUCCAUCAGAAGCAUCCUCGCUUGUGCUGCACAGAUUGCUAGCCUCACUAGCAUGGGCCAUGGGUAUUUAGGAACCACCAAAGAGUCAUUGGAGCUGGCGACCUUGGCUUCUAAGAUCAACAACAUACAUGACCAUCUUCAGAAACUACUAAAUAUUUGUUACAGUCUCGUGGAGGAAAAGAGAGACGCCGAAUCUUUUGAGUCAUUGGUGCACAUCUUGGACGCGAUCCACAUAGAUAACAUGAAUGUUCUUAAGGCAUUGAUUGACCCAAAGGACGACAUUUUACCACUUUAUGAUGGAAGUGAUAAAAGAAGGGUUAGUCUUGAAGUUCUGAGGGGGAAGAACGUGUUGCUACUCAUAUCAGGGCUUCAAAUCUCUCAAGACGAGCUUUCAAUUCUCGAGCGGAUUUACAUGGAGUCUCGAACACUUGGAGGGAGGAUGGACACUCUAUACGAGGUCGUGUGGAUCCCGAUUGUGGAUCACUCUUUGCAGGGAAUGGAUUCUAUCCAAAAGAAGUUCGAGAGCCUGCAAUCCACAAUGCCUUGGUACACAGUGCACCACCCUUCCGUGAUCAAUCGAGGUGUGAUCAAGUUCGUGAGGCAGAAGUGGCACUUUAGGAACAAGCCUAUCCUGGUGGUUCUCAACCCGCAAGGAAGAGUGGUGAGCCCCAAUGCCAUCCGGAUGAUGUGGAUUUGGAGAAGCAACGCCUUUCCUCUCACCAGUUUCAGGGAAGAAGAGCUUUGGAAGGAGGAGACAUGGAGGCUUGAGUUGCUCGUUGAUGGCAUCGACCAAACAAUUCUCGACUGGAUCAAAGGGGGAAAAUACGUAUUCAUGUAUGGAGGGGAAGACAUUGAGUGGAUCCGGAGGUUCACAACCAGAGCAAAGGCGGUGGCGGAAACUGUUGGAAUACAACUACAGAUGGUAUACGUCGGAAAGAGUCACAAGAAGGAACAAGUCCGGCGAGUGACCACCAUCAUUAAAGCGGAGGAUUUGAGCUACACAUUGCCGGAGAUGAUGGUAUGGUUCUUCUGGACCCGGUUGGAGAGCAUGCUCUUCUCCAAGAUUCAGCUCGGGAAAAUCGACGAACACGACCAAAUGAUGCAAGAGAUAAGUAAGCUUCUUAGCUACGACCAGAGCGGAGGCUGGGCCAUGCUCAGCCGGGGAUCGGAGGUCGUCGUCAACGGCCAUUUCACCACCAUGAUGUCCACCGUGGCGGAGUUCGACGAAUGGAAGCAUCGUGUGGAACGAGAUGGGUUUCUUGAGUCGUUCAACGGUUACCAUAGCACGCUUGUGAUGGAUACUCGUCCUUGCAGCCGCUUCGAGUUCCCGAUCACCGCCGGGAGGAACCCGGAGAAUCUGAAAUGCCCCAGGUGCCAGCUCUUCAUGGAGAAAUUCCUCACCUUUAUUUGCUGGCACGACGAAGAUGCCAUAGCAGCUCUUUACUGAUGAUAUGAGUAAAGCCUUUGCCUUACUAUUACUAUAUAUACAACCAUAUAUAAUAAGAUUUGCGUGUGAAAUGUAACACCAAGUCCCCCACUUCUUUGUACUCCCUGUUUGGAUAGCUAUAGGCUUGGUUUUUGAGUAAGCCCAACCCUUUAGGGCUUGCUCAAAAAUGUCGGCUUCUUCUUCUCGUUUUUCAUCCCAUGUAUUAUCACUUUUAAUGUGGUGAAGUUUUUGUUAUGAAUAAUUAAUUUGAUGAUGAUUGUUUUUAUGUCAAA